Molecule: messenger RNA, 3992 nt
Organism: Phodopus roborovskii (desert hamster)
Lineage: Eukaryota; Metazoa; Chordata; Mammalia; Rodentia; Cricetidae
Gene: Fbxl20
Product: F-box and leucine rich repeat protein 20
Exons: 15
Coding region: 311-1627 (438 amino acids)
Biological process (GO): SCF-dependent proteasomal ubiquitin-dependent protein catabolic process
Cellular component (GO): SCF ubiquitin ligase complex
Molecular function (GO): protein binding
Source: RefSeq, a predicted model, not a curated record
CCACCCCACCGAUGCCCGCCCCUCCCCCGGCCCUAGGAAUGGGUGCCGGGCUGUGGGGCCUUGCACCCCUUGACCCCGAGGUGAAGCCUCGCUACCUGUCCCUGUGCAGAGCUGGGCGCUAGGUCCGCCUCUUAGCGCCACCAGCUCUUACCUUCGGGAGUCAGGCACUGACAGCCGCCCCGCAGCGGCCCCCCACGCCUCCCCGCUGCACCCCGUAAUGCAAUUCACCGGGGCGGGGGAGGCGGCGGCGGCGGCACCCACGGCGGCGGCACUGCCCCAAACCAGAGACGUCUAGAAAAAAGGAGGAAAAAUGGCUCCGAGCAGGGACCGCUUGCUGCACUUUGGGUUCAAGGCGACAAUGUUCUCAAACAGUGAUGAAGCUGUAAUCAAUAAAAAACUUCCCAAAGAACUUCUACUAAGGAUAUUUUCUUUCCUGGAUGUUGUUACCUUGUGUCGCUGUGCUCAGGUUUCCAGGGCCUGGAAUGUCCUAGCUCUGGAUGGCAGUAACUGGCAACGAAUUGACCUGUUUGAUUUCCAGCGGGAUAUUGAGGGCCGGGUAGUGGAAAAUAUCUCAAAAAGAUGUGGAGGCUUUUUACGAAAGUUGAGUCUUCGUGGGUGUCUCGGAGUAGGAGACAAUGCAUUAAGGACCUUUGCACAAAAUUGUAGAAAUAUUGAAGUACUGAAUCUAAAUGGGUGUACAAAGACAACAGAUGCUACCUGUACUAGCCUUAGCAAGUUCUGCUCCAAACUCAGGCACCUCGACUUGGCUUCCUGUACAUCAAUAACAAACAUGUCUCUCAAAGCUCUGAGUGAGGGGUGUCCACUGUUGGAGCAGUUGAACAUUUCCUGGUGUGACCAAGUAACCAAGGAUGGCAUUCAAGCACUAGUGAGAGGCUGUGGGGGCCUGAAGGCCUUAUUCCUAAAAGGCUGCACACAGCUAGAAGAUGAAGCUCUCAAGUACAUAGGAGCACACUGCCCUGAGCUGGUGACUUUGAACUUGCAAACUUGCUUACAAAUCACAGAUGAAGGUCUCAUCACCAUAUGCAGAGGGUGUCAUAAGUUGCAGUCCCUCUGUGCCUCUGGGUGCUCCAAUAUCACAGAUGCCAUCCUGAACGCUCUAGGUCAGAACUGCCCUCGGCUUAGAAUAUUAGAAGUGGCCAGAUGUUCUCAGUUAACAGAUGUGGGCUUCACGACUCUGGCCAGGAACUGCCAUGAGCUUGAAAAGAUGGACCUAGAAGAAUGUGUUCAGAUCACAGACAGCACAUUGAUCCAGCUCUCUAUACACUGUCCUCGGCUUCAAGUGUUGAGUCUUUCUCACUGUGAGCUGAUCACAGAUGAUGGGAUCCGUCAUCUAGGAAACGGGGCCUGCGCCCAUGACCAGCUGGAGGUGAUAGAGCUGGACAACUGCCCGCUGAUCACCGACGCAUCCCUGGAACACUUGAAGAGCUGUCAUAGCCUUGAACGCAUAGAACUCUAUGACUGCCAGCAAAUCACUAGGGCUGGAAUCAAGAGACUCAGGACCCAUUUGCCCAAUAUUAAAGUCCACGCCUACUUCGCACCCGUCACUCCACCCCCGUCAGUAGGGGGCAGCAGACAGCGUUUCUGCAGGUGCUGCAUCAUCCUAUGACAAUGGAGGUGGCCAACCUUGGUGACUGAGUAUUUAAUGACACUUCUAGACUUACCAUGGAGUCUCUCCAGUGGAAGCGAGGGCAGCAUCCAGAUCCCCAGAGCCACACAUACACAGGGACACGCCCUCACCCCCAUCCGCUGCAGUCCUGUGACCAUGGCACUGAAGUUCACACUGGCUGUAACAAGUGGAUUGGUAAAACUUAACCAUUCCUGUUGGACAUGCCCAGAAGAAAUCUUAGGCCAUGAUAGAUAGAGGGAGGGGACAUUCCAGCAAAACCCAGUGUUACUGCUACUGUGGUUUCUUUAUUUUAUUAAGGGGUUUCUGUGGGGAUUUUGAAACAGUAACUGCAAUCUUCCAGGGUGAAAGGUAGCAUGGAGAAAAAUAUGAUGUAUCCAGGGACCAGAAAGAAAAUUUCUUUUGCAUCCUAGAAAUAGUAUCCAUCCAUUGGGAGAUACUUACACAACUUUUGUGCUUCCUUGUUUCCAUGACAAUGUGCUGAGCAUGCUCACAAAGAAGGCUCGUCCAUUCAUCUGAUGUUUUAAUAUUUGGCCCAGAGGUUUCCUUAGCAGCUAUAUUGAAAUUGCUGAGGUCCAAAUAUGAUUGCUUUUUCUUAUCUGCUCAGUUUGUCACUCUGCCACUGUGCACCCACCUCCCAUUUUCCUCACUCUCUGCCGCGCUCUGGCUCAGUCUGUUCCCAGUCGUCUGCUGCUCACACUCAGUUCACUCCCUCACUGUUGUGUUUACAGUUUACAUUUUGGAUGAUUAGUUGGAAUUACCAAACAUUUUUAAAAGAAACAUCAAUAAAUAUUUUUUUAAUCUAAAUUUUACCAUUAGGGGACCCUGCCUGAAUCUUUGCCAGUCUGGAAGGAAACUGUAACAGAAGCAGGAGAGUUAGGAUAAGAAAGAGUUGAACCAUUUUGUUUUCUCUUGUACCUUUUGCUCUACACUCAUUUGCACAAUGUGCUCGGUGUUCCCUUACACAUUUCCCUCUUCUAAACUUGGUGAGCUUUUUAAGAAAAGAGAAGUGCAUUAUUAGUAUGAAGUGAAUGGUGAAUCCCCAAACUAAGCCCAGCCGUCUCUAUUACCCAUGCUCAAGCACAAGUGUCCUGCGCUGUCUGUCCUUUAUUGACAGUGUGGUCUGAUCUCUGCCUGUCUGCGGAGUUACUCCAUUUUGCAGCAGUACUGCAAAUGGGGUCGGGGGAUGGUUAGCUUAUGGAGCCCGCCCCCAUUUAAUCCCAUCAGGGAUACAAAAAGAGCCAUGUAACAGCCAGAUGCCUGUGUCAGUGUUAGCAGGAUUAUAUAAUAUUGGCACCUCAGAAGACAUGAACAUAGCACGUUCUCUCUCUCUCUCUCUCUCUCUCUCUCUCUCUCCAGGCUUCCUAUAAGUGGGAUAUGAAGGCAGACAGGCAGGGACAUUGGGGUAGCCAGAGGGCCUUGAGAGGGAAUAAGGGGCUCAGUAUCUAUACCAAGCCUGGGACAUGACCACCAGAGCUAAGAAAAGCCAUAGUACCUAUGGCUCAGAGUCAAGAAGAAGCCUCUUCAAAAGAACCCACAGAAACCACAGUUUCUAAAGUAUAUUUCUAAACUCAAAUGUUAGAGGCCAUGUGUGAUGUUUUAUAGGGUGUUGGGGGAAAGGCUUUUAGGAUGAAGGAAUGCAAGCCAGUAUGAUCCCAGGAUGUUAAAAGGGCUGUUUUAAUGCUAUUGGUAUUGGUUCUACCAGAAUAUACAAGAAUAAAGUCUGAUUUAUUUCUCCAUUAAUGUAGAAAACAAUCAGAUGAAAGUUGCUAGAAUUCUAUACUACCAGAAUUAUUUAUCAUAUUAAACUUAUUUAAAAUUUUAUGCUCUUUCGAAAGCUAUUACUUAUGGCUUUUGUUUUUGUUUUUUGUUUGUGUUUGUUUGUUUUGUUUUAUUCCUUCUCCCCUUUAUGUUCAGAUUACCUUGCACAAAAUUUCUUUUUUUCCUCAGAGACCAUCUGUUACGUUGCCAAGCUGACUGGUCUCCAGUUGGCACCUGGGCUCCAGUUCCCCUCCAACUCACCCAGCACCCUGAGUAAAUGGUACUGUGGUGGCUCAUACUGCUUUACCUGGCAAACUCAGUACACACACCGGCACACAUGCUUCCAAAUGAUUUAGAUCCCUGGGUCUCUCGAACAAAACCAAAAGUAAUUGAGAGACCAUCAGCUGUAAGCUAUGUUGUUGGAUUUUUUUUUCCUCCCUAAGUGCCUAACAAGUUGACAAUAAACCCUGGAUAUUAAUGGAUAGUGGAUAUCCAUUUGAAAAUCCCAAGUCUAAGCCAUUCAAGUACCUCUUUUUUUUUUCCCAUUAAAGUUUGAAUGAGUCUGUUAUUCACCAGUAUGUCAAAA